Messenger RNA from Cololabis saira (Pacific saury), 4418 nucleotides. It is a transcript of the gene fkbp15b, whose product is annotated as FKBP prolyl isomerase family member 15b. Gene Ontology annotation, molecular function: peptidyl-prolyl cis-trans isomerase activity. The record is from RefSeq and is a predicted model, not a curated record. Bases 167 to 3694 code for a protein of 1175 amino acids. Gene Ontology annotation, cellular component: growth cone. The transcript is spliced from 29 exons. Lineage: Eukaryota; Metazoa; Chordata; Actinopteri; Beloniformes; Belonidae.
CUGUUAAAUCUGCCACGGUGGUGCGACAGCACGGGGGGACACGAGACCCAGCCCUGGAGGGAAGAGCGGGAUCAGACGGUAGAAGGAUUAGGACUGGUUUGCAGACGGGCUGGAAGUCUGGUCUCUGGUGCUAACGUUUGGAUAUGACGGCAUCAAGGCUUUCUACAUGUCUUUCCUGGGAGAUACGUGUGGAUACCAGUGGAAGGAGUUCCAGGGAGCCAAGUUGGCCUCCCUGUUUGGCCUGGACCACGCAGCGAGCCAGGGCAACGAGUCGUUCCAGUACACGGCCCCCAAACAGCCCAAGAAGGGCUCGGGUCCAGGGCCUGCCGGUCAGAAAGCAUCCCCGCCACCUGAAACCCCGGCAGUGUUGUUCGCCUCAGCAGUUCAAGCCUACAAAUACGUUGACGGGCAGUAUGUGAAGCAGGGGAAGCUGGGCGCGGCGGUGCUGGGCAGCAACAAAACCAACGAGUAUAAACUGCUUCUGUACAUGAGCCAACAGAAACAAGUGACAGCUGCCAAGAUUCAUGUUGGAUUUAUUCUCACGGUCCAGCCAAACAAUUACUGUACUUUUUAUGACGACCAGAGGCAGAACUGGUCCCUGAUGUUUCAGACGGAUAAAAUGGCAUCAGACUUUUGCAAAGAGGUCUGCUUGGCUAAAGCAAACAGCACAACCUCCUUAGAUGCUGUUGUGAUUCAAGAUCUGGUUCUCGGUGAGGGCCAAGCUGUGGAUGUUGGAGACUCUCUGGAGUUGGUGUAUACGGGCUGGCUGCUGCAGAAUCACGCCGUCGGAAAGAUGUUUGACUCCAACCAGAACAAAGACAAGCUGCUGCGACUUAAGAUUGGAGCCGGGAAAGUUAUCAAAGGAUGGGAGGAAGCAAUGCAAGGAAUGAAGAAGGCAGGCCAUCGUCUCGUCAUCAUCCCACCCGGUCUGGCUUAUGGAUCCAAGGGAGUCCCCAACCGAGUUCCAGCUAACAGCACUCUCAUCUUUGAGACGGAGCUUCGACGGGUGAAGUUUUCCAGAGACAGUGGUUGUGACGAGCCCCGGCCCAGCUCCAGAGACUCUGUUGCUCCGUCCCCAGCCUCCUCCCCGGCCCCCAGCGUGGAGAGUCUGGCUCCAGAUCACCUGGCACCCACAGCCACGUCCGGCCCCAGCAGACCCGGGGAGCCACCACUACACACAAAGUCCAACUCUCUGAGUGAACAGCUGGCGAAUCCAGAUGCCACUAAAGCCAAGCUCAUUUCUCGCAUGGCGAAGAUGGGUCAGCCCAUGCUGCCGUUUCUAGCCGGAGCUGCCGGCCAGCCUGAGUCCAGUGACUCUGAUCUGGAGGACUCUAGUGUUAGCAGAGCAAAUGAUUGUUCUGCACCUCCAUUUCUAGUACCGGUAACAGCUCCUUCUUCCGCUUCUGCACAUGUAUAUCCUCAUCCUCACACUGCUCCCACCUCUGCAUUACUUCCUGUCAUGACCCCUGUUGGCCCUCAGUCAGAGUUACCAAACCGUCAUGCUUUUCAGCCAUACUUUACAAAGACGCCUGCAGCUCCAGCUCACAUGCAGCCUGGGCAGGUUUACCCGGCACAGACCCUCCCAUACAUGGGUUCGGGGGAUAUGACCUCCUUUUUGAUCACCGAGGCGCGGCAGCACCAAACAGAGAUUAGGUUAGCUAUGGGUAAAGUAGCAGAUAAAGUGGAUCAGUUGACCUCCAAGAUUGAUGAUGAAAGGCACAGAAGUCAUUCCAUGAACCUGUCUAGUAUGUCAAUGGAAACAUCUAUGAUCAUGCACAAUAUUCAAAGAAUUGUUCAGGAGAAUGAAUGUUUGAAAAAAGAAGUAUUUGAGAAAAAUUCUCGCAUUGAGGAGCAAAACCAUAAGAUUGGAGAGCUCAUCAACCAGAACCAGAGGUAUAUGGAGCAGAGUCAUGUGUUGCUGGAACAGAGGAAUGACUCGCUCAAGUCCUGCAGUGAACAGAACCAGGCUAGGAUCCUUCAAGCUGAGCAGGACAAGGUUCAUCUGGCAGAGGAUUUGGCUUCAUCCACUGCACGGUAUUCUGAGCUUCAGCUUAAAUCUUCAGCUCACCAACAGAAGGCUCAGGAGCUGCAAAGUAAACUUAGCUUAGUUAUGCAAGACAAUGAGAACUACUGCCAACGGAUUACUGCCUUGGAGACACAGCUGGAAGAACUGAAGGACGCAGCAGAGAGGGCCCAGAAUCAGUACCGCUCAGAGAAGCAAAGGCGCAAAGAGAUGGAGCUAAGAGUAAACACCUCGGAAGAGGAGCUGCAAGACCUGAAAACUGAUAAAGAAAGCCUAGAGAGAGCGCAUUCAGAAAGAAAAGUGAAAUGGCAGGCAGAGCGUCUUCACUGGGAAGAAGUCCGGAACAACAGCCAGCAGGAGUUGGACGACCUCCGAGCUCAGCUCCGCAAGGCCCGGACCAGCAACCACGAUGCUGCAGCAGAACAGUCGUUUCAGCUGCAGGCGGAGCUGGAGAAAGACUGCAGAGGGAAGUAUGAGCAGAUGUUGGCCCUAGCUAAAGAAGAGCACAGCAAGGAUGUGGCUCAGUUAACAGAACAGAGAGAAGCUCUGCAGGACAAGCUCACCCGACUACAGGAACAGUUGCAAGAUUCUGAUGAACAGACUUUUCCUCAACACAUCAGGCAAUGUGACGAAUUGCAAGCUCUUCAAGAAAAAUGUGCAGCCCUGGAGCAGCAGGGAGCAGUGGAGAGGGAGAGGCUGCAGAGACGGGUGGCUGAACUAGAGGAGGCAGGAGAGCAGACGGGCUCAGGGAAUACGGCAGCAGAGGUGAAGCGUGUGAUGAACGGAGUGUUCCAUUCUCUGCGAGCAGAGUUCGACAGCAGUGAGAGUUACAGCGGCCAGGCCGUGCUGGGCGUGAUCAUCUCUACCAUUAAGAAUGUAACACUGCAACUACUUAGUGACACAGAUAGAUCUGCAUCAACACCAAGCAACGAGGAAAAGGAAGCAGAGGAGGAAGAAGAGGAAAGUGAGGAUGUGACACAAAGAGAAGAUACAUUCCACCAGAAAGUAGAUGUGAAUGGAGAGAUAGAAGUUAAAGAGGAAAUAAAGGAAGAUGAACAUGUGGAGGACUCCGGUUCGGCCCAGAUGAAUCAGGAAGUAGAAGUAGAGAGGGAGGCAGUAACGGAGUCACAGACACCAAGCAGGGCAGACGCAGCACCUGAGCUCCAAACAGUUUUUAGCCCUGAAGUUGAACCUGAGGAGCCGGAGAUGGAGCCGCAGACGGAGACGGAGACGGAGACGGAGACGGAGUCUGAGCUCCAGCAGCAGCAGGCAGCUCCUGACACUAACACAGAAAUAGAAGGCUUGAAAGAGGCUGUGGAUCCAGAUGACAGACUGGAGGAGCGUCGGUUGGCUGAGGAUGGACAGGAAAGAACUGCUGUGGAGACCAGGGAGGUAGAAGUAGAGCGUGGAAAGGAUGGAGAGAGUGCAGAAGAAAUAAGUGCUCCUUCUCAGAGACUCUUGGAACCGCCAGCUAACCCUCCUCCACCACCAGAUCCUCUCCAGAAGAGCUCCACCCAGGACAGGAGUGUUACUGAGGGAACUGGUAGGGAACCAACUCCUGCUGCAUCCACGAAGGAAGAUGAAGAUGAUGAAAUGAACUUGAAGGGGUGUCCUCCCCCGGCCCCGCUGUUUGGUGAAGAUGAAGACGAUGAUCUGGACUGGCUGAACUGACACGACCAGGACAGAGUCCGGCGGGCUGAUGCUUCAGCUCCGACUGCUGCUGCAACAUCUGUACAAACAAAACCACCAUUUCAGAAUCUAUUUUUAAUCAAAAUAACCAAUGACUUGAUCAGUGAAUCAAACUCCUUUUAAUAGAUUGUUGAGCUACAGUAAUCGUUUUCUUUUUCAUAGAUCUUGUGCACCGUGUCGCUAACAAGGAAACUGUGGCCUUUGUUUGUACUGAACAAAUAUAACUGUAGCGGCUAGUAAGUUUGAUUUUCUUUAGUAGUCUGAAAGUAAAUAUUUCAGUUACCAAAAAUGAUCUAUCUUUGAAUGAUUUUUUUUAAAUCAUUUUUAAGUUGCAGGUUUGAAGAAAAAAAAAAAAGAUUUCCAUUGGAAUAACUAGGGCUACAUUGACGUCAGCAGUGCUUCCGCUUCCAUACGUUAUAAUUCCUGAGGAGCAGCCCUGGGUUUAUUACCACGCAAAACAUUCAUCCAGUUUCAGAAAGAUUCUGUUCUGUUAUUGAGAGAGCUGAGAGUUCUAUGCAAAGUAGUCCACAAAUAAUCUAUCUUUGUUCCCCCAUUUUUUCAAUGUUAUUCUGAACAUUGUUAAAAGGCAAGCAGAGAAAAAAAAUAGAACAUUAUUUUGCAAUUUAAGAUGUUCACUGGAAUGAUGUUCUGUUUUGUGAUAUUUGUAAUUUACUGGAUACUGCCAAUACAAGCAUUGGUCUUUGUG